AUGGUGAAGCUCAUGAAUCGCUCCGUUGUUCUACAACUGCUCCUGCUUGCACUGCUGGGGACACAAUCGGUGCUGGCAUCGAGCGCGCCCUCCGCCGCCACCCUGGAAGGUUGCCGGACGAGCUGCGGCAACCUAACCUUCGAUUACCCCUUCGGCAUCGGUGCAGCUGGUUGCUUCCGGGACCCAGACUUCGAGCUCAUCUGCAACGACUCUGUUCGACCCCCUAUGCUUUCUUUACGUGAUGGCAUCACCCUGGUGGCCUAUAAUAUCGUCACCAUUGAUACGGGGGAUACUAAUACAAUUGUGCGCCUCUGCACGCUUACAUGUCCUGAGCAAAUCACGGAGGCGGUGGCGAGGCAAAACUGCAAUGGUACUGGAUGCUGCACCGUGAAUUUGGAGGCAAAUAUUCGAGCCUUUGGGCUCAACUUCGUACGACACAACCAGAGCAGUGUCGUUCAUCAGGUGCAGCCUAAUCGGAGCUCUUUAUGGGAUUACAUAAACGCGACUACACUUGGUGCCGGGCUCACUUGGAACAUCAUCGAUCAACCAAGCUGCUCCAGCGCCAAAGAAAACAAUAUUACCAACUAUGCUUGUGUUGCCAAUAACAGCCGGUGUAUUGACAACGAAGAAUCAUUGGAUUUCGGGUAUUCUUGCCGGUGCAAUCCUGGCUACGUUGGCAAUCCUUAUAUUCUCAGUGGCUGCGCCAAGGACACAGGUAUCAUCUAG
Messenger RNA from Miscanthus lutarioriparius, 726 nucleotides. NCBI's taxonomy places the organism in Eukaryota, Viridiplantae, Streptophyta, Magnoliopsida, Poales, Poaceae. The record is from the annotation of a GenBank genome assembly.